Wickerhamiella sorbophila is the source of this 1473-nucleotide messenger RNA. RefSeq lists its product as hypothetical. The record is from RefSeq and is a predicted model, not a curated record. NCBI's taxonomy places the organism in Eukaryota, Fungi, Ascomycota, Dipodascomycetes, Dipodascales, Trichomonascaceae. Bases 1 to 1473 code for a protein of 490 amino acids. The transcript has a single exon.
AUGGAACAGCGAUUACCACCAGAACUCAUCCACCUCAUAGGAGAGUACUGCUGCCAGGCUGACGCGUGCAGCUUCGCGCUCACAUGCCGGAUAAUGUCAAGGGCUGUUGCCCCGCGACUUUACCGAUCGAUUCUCUUUGACAUCAGUCCGAGGAGCAUUGCGAUCCAGCAGCCUGUGCAGAGUGUUUCAGGGUCUAGUGUGUCCACAACAAUUGUGCGUACGGUGGCCGGAGUGAAGCAGUGCCUCCGUGUGCUUGCCCAGCAUCCGGAACUCGCCGCCCUUGUUUUGGCACUCGAUGUCCGUUCCAAUCUCCAGCUUAGCGACCACACGUUGAAUUUGCUUUUCUCAACUGUUUUCGUCAACUUGGCGUCUCUGAAGGUACUCCGGUGGUCUGCAUGUCCCGAAUUGCCGAUUGAUCUGCUGGCCCUAUUGCCGAACUCCGUGAACGUUGAAGUGCUAGAGGUCGAUCUCGCCGUCCGGCCCUGGCAGGAGUAUCCGGCUCUAGAACUGCCCAACUUGAGAUCCUUGACUGUUCGGCCGUUCCUGAGGGCCGAGUUUUUGAUUUGGCUCAGUGGUGUUGUCGCCAAUGCCCCGUUGCUCGAGGACGUGUGGCUGUGCCGCUAUCUUGAUGCAAAGUCAGCUGUUGGCUCCAGCUAUGCGUUUGUGGGGCUUUCUGAUGUCGCCAGUGAAGAUGUGCUUGCCAUUAAGCAAUUCUUUUACGGCAUGCCUCGCUGGAAGCUGCAGCGCUUGGGACUACUUCAAGUGCGGGUUUCUGCUGAGGAGGCAGACGAACUUGUCCGAAGUUUUGACCUGUCUGAACUUACGAAUCUAGCUUUGACGGGUGGAGAUCUCUCCCGUCUUCCUCAAAGCUCUAUCUUGACUCGUUUGAUUGUUCAAGGGCUGCCCUUGCAGCGACUCGAAAUAGAUUGGACGGCUUCCAGUGCUUUAAUUAACGAGUUCCUGCUGUGCCAGUCGUCUCUGGAGUCGCUCAAGAUUCACGUCAAAGAAUGCCCCCAGGUAUUUUUCACUACAAUCAGCAAGUUACGGAACUUGAAGCACCUGCAGGUUAUUCUGCAGUGUAAGUUUUCCUUUGCAGAUUUCGAGCCUCUGGCCCGCUGCAGUAAACUUGAGACUUUGGCCAUGCCUUUCAGUUUCGAAAGCUGCACCUGGACUUUGGCAAGCGUUUUGCCCAAUCUCAGACUUAUUGAGCUCAACUAUUCUUCUGAGGGCACUGCCAAUGGCACGCCUUUCCCUCACCCCCUGAGCGGCCUCUCUGGUGGCGGCGGCGGGCUUGUUAGCAGUCUGCUCACCGUUGUUCACGAAGAUGAUCUUUAUCCGCUGCAGUACGCCGGUAUACUAUGCGACCUUCGCCGCCACCCGAGGCUGGAGCACGUCCAGAUCGACCAUCACUUGCACACGAUCAAGCAGGGAGCCACUGAUGUGGAAGAAUUGCGAGCAUCACGAUCUGUGUAA